ACACUGGUCGACGCUAGGAAGAACAAGAAAACGACAAUUUGCCACAGUCACAAUUUAAUUUCUUUAGUUUUUUGGGUUUUUAUUAAAAUUAACUGCACGCAGCAAAGCAAAACGGCAAUCAGUGGCACCCGAACUGAGUUUUCAACUAGCAUAAAAGAGUCAAUUAUAAGGGUUUGCCAAUGCACCCCGAAUCUUUAGCAGUGCAAUACCCACACUAAAUACAAAUUUUCAGUUCUUCGCCAGAUGUUCAAGCGUCGCCAUCAACCGAAACCGAAUUUCCACUCGUAACCGAUUCUUCCAGGAAACCCAAAUUACCACCAUGGAUUUAUCCGCCUCCACGUCGUUUGAAUCCUCGCCGGACAAAAGGAGCAACACAUACGUGGGCGACAAUACGCUGUACGACAGUGCCCUGGAUCACCAGCUGUCCACCACGGCCUACAAGACCUGUAAUGAAAGCCUUAUCAGCGAACUGAGCCAAAAUCCGUUGGCCCCCUCGAAUUCGGCCAACAAAGUCAAUGCGGAAUUUGGCAAUGAGUCGGCUGUGUUCAAGUCCUUCGGAUCCCCGGCGCCGGCCGCUUUCAACAGUCCCACGCCAGCUCUCAAUGCCAGCAUGCUGCUCAUUCAGUCCGAGAGCACUGACACCAACACAUCGCAGGAGGAGGUGGACCCCAAGUCGCAGCUGGCCAACAAGACAAUAUUCAAGACGGAUAAUCCCAACCUGUCAAUUAUAGAGAUUAACGAUAACUCGAUUAAGGAAGAGGACCUCGAAAAGGAGGUGGUGCUGGUGGAGGGCGACAGUGUGAAGAAUCUGCUCAAGAGGUCGCCCAGCAAGGAUACUUCGGCAGGCGUGAACGCAGACAAGCGGCGUCGCAAAGAGUCACUGCUGCAGACGAGCAAGCAGAAGCUGGACAUUUCGAUUGCAGAGGCUUCGGCCGCUGCAGAUGGCGAUGGCGACAAGCGGGAUCUGGUGCCGGUCAUCGAUCAGCCGCAGACCAAGCGCGAAAUCACAAUCUACGACACCAUCGAGGAGUUUGAACAGAAUCUGCCGUCGACGGUGACGCUGUUAAACACGCCCUUUGGCAGCAAGGUGUAUCUCGUGGGCACGGCCCACUUUAGCGAGGAGUCCCAGGAUGACGUCUCAUUUGUCAUACGCAAUGUCCGUCCAGAUGUGGUCAUGGUUGAGCUGUGUCCUUCGCGUAUUCACAUCCUGAAGCUCGAUGAAAAGACGCUGUUGGAAGAGGCCAAGAGCAUCAAUAUUCCCAAGAUUCGAGGAAUCCUGCACACUCAUGGCUACAUCAACGGCAUCUUCUUCAUCCUGCUGCUGCAGAUGAGCGCCCAAAUCGCCAAGGACCUGGGCAUGGCGCCAGGCGGAGAGUUCCGGCGUGCCUUCGAGGAGAUCCACAAGCUGCCCGGCUGCAUUCUGCACCUGGGCGAUCGUCCCAUCCGCAUCACCCUGUAUCGUGCACUGCGUGCGCUGUCCUUGUGGCAAACGAUGAAGCUGGUCUGGCGCCUGACCUUCACGGACAGCAUCAGCAUAGAGGAGGUGGAGGAGUGCAAACAGAGCGACCUGCUGGAGAAGCUGAUGCAGGAGAUGGCCGGCGAGUUUCCCGCCUUUUCGGAUGUGUUCGUGCGCGAGCGCGAUCUUUUCCUGUGCCACUCGCUGCAGCUGGCUGCUCUGCCUCAAGCGGCGCCGGGCGCCCAGCAGAUCCGUCCGGUGCGCGUGGUCGGAGUGGUGGGCAUCGGGCAUGCCAACGGCAUUGCCAAGAUGUGGGGCACCGUGGACCCCAAGAAGAUUCCGGCCAUUCUCGAAAUUCCGCCGGCCAGCAUCGGCCAGCGCAUCUGCACAUACACGCUAAAGUACGGCCUGAUUGGCCUUGGAUGCUACGGUGCCUUCCGCUUCUUCCGGCCUCGCCUGACUCGCUUCUUCUAGGAUCUUGACGAUGGACUGUGGACCAAGUAUGAGCCGACUGUUUUUUUCCCUGCGUCUGCUACUCUGUUGACUUUGUUUUUAGUAAUUAACGAAUCGCUUGCGCUGAUUUAUACACAAUUUAGCGUACGCAGAUGAACCGAAUUAGUUGUAUUGUAUUUUAUUGUACAAUGAUGUUUUGAUAGACUCGUUUAUAUACGAAAUAUAUCCAUGGAUGUAUAUACCUGCACACGCAGAUACUACCAACACACAAA
Molecule: messenger RNA, 2181 nt
Organism: Drosophila ficusphila
Lineage: Eukaryota; Metazoa; Arthropoda; Insecta; Diptera; Drosophilidae
Product: traB domain-containing protein
Exons: 5
Coding region: 320-1930 (536 amino acids)
Source: RefSeq, a predicted model, not a curated record